GCGAGAAGUCCAGAGAGUGCCAGACCCUUGGUUUUCUGGAGCUCGGGCCCCAGAUCCUUGUUCCAGAGUUGCUGAGAUUGGAUUGAUCCGGUUCAAAGUCUGCUGGAACUGGGAAUCUGCUUUGAAAUCCAGAUCCAUUAACUGGGAAGAGCUUCUGGUGCCACAGGAGCUGGAGACUUGGACCCAGAGCUUGGUUUUGGCAUUGUGGCAGGCCCAGUCCAGAUCCUGGUUCUGAAUUCAGUGGGCUGGGAAGACUGAAACUUGGUUCUGCUGCUGCCACAUCUUGGAGUCCAGAUCCAAUAACUAGGACUUGCAUCUGCCCUCCUGUGAGCAGAAAGACAUCAGUCUAGGCCCUGGUUCCGACCCACUGGGUUAACUGGGACCUGGUUUUGACCUCAUUGGAGCAGGGAGACCUGGUCUGCGAUUGUACCCUUCCUGGAACAGAGAAAUCCCUGCCUACUGCCCAGCCACGCAUCCUGUCCUUUUGCAGUGUGAAAAUUCAGCUCCACAUCUUAUACCCCAUGUCCCGGCCCUUAAUGCUGCUACUGUUGGUACUGGCACUGGUGCUGAAUGCAGUGCCUGGGGCCAGCCUCAAGGACUGCUACUUCUGUGAGGUGACAUCAUCACAGAAAUGCCCCAGCACGCUCAUGAGCUGCGACAAUGAUGAGGACUGCUUUGUGGGCCGUGGUGUGGCCCUGGGUGUCUCUGUGGUGCAGAACAAGGGCUGUACCAGAGCUAUCAACUGUGGCAAGGAGCACCCCAUCACCCACAUGGGUGUCACUUACAGCCUGGUCACUCAGUGCUGCAAAGGGGCCCUGUGCAAUGCAGGCACUGCCCUGCCCCGCCUGCCUGGCUUUGGCCUGCUCCUGGCACUGGGCCUCGCCUUCCUGCUGGGGCGCCCCUGAGCCUGCCCAGGAGAGAGGGGGACUGGGAUCUAAUAAAAAC
This is a messenger RNA of Alligator mississippiensis (American alligator), 945 nucleotides long. RefSeq names its product sperm acrosome membrane-associated protein 4. The record is from RefSeq and is a predicted model, not a curated record. The transcript has a single exon. Lineage: Eukaryota; Metazoa; Chordata; Crocodylia; Alligatoridae. Bases 522 to 905 code for a protein of 127 amino acids.